AUGGACGCAUAUAGCAUCUCACACACUACAAGAUCCCGAAGAGGUACUUCUCGCAUCUAUCAAGAUCUUGCCGCUUGUCGAACACUACAAACCAGAGCAGUUUCGGACCCGAGCAUACAACAACUCAUUAUGGACGGCUCGCAAAAGGUGCGUAUUUCUGUGUACUUACCUAGAGGUCGUCCCAGAUCAAUUUUCAGAAUGGGAUCGUGUCAAAAUUUGAUGGAGAGGAACAGCAAAGCUUUUGCUGACAUCUCGCUAUAGAUCCGAACAGCAAACCGCACGACAAAACCAAGAAUUGGUAUUGUUGGUGCAGGCAUAGCGGGUCUUCGUUGCGCCGAUGUAUUAUUAAAACACGGGUUCGAUGUCACAAUCCUCGAAGCAAGGGAUAGGACAGGUGGAAGAGCACAUCAGGUCACAUUGCCAUCAGGCUACUCUGUAGAUUUAGGCCCAAAUUGGUUCGGUCUCUAGAAAUAUGUUGUAUCUCGCACAUUGUGUUGACUAUGAACUCCAGGAUACAUGGAACGGAACAUAACCCAAUCUUGGAUUUAGCGAAGCAAACAAAUACCCCGACACAUACAUGGGACGCUAAGUCACAUGUAUUUGGCGAAGAUGGAAUUAUUCUGGAAGAAGGAGCCUCGUUGAUGGAAUCUAUGUGGAACAUCGUGGUUCAAGGGUUCAAGGACUCGGCGACAAACACAUCUACGAUUGACUCCCAGACAAGUCUGCAUGAUUUCUUCUCUGAAAAAGUACAUGAGUUACAUCCAGGACCCGGAGAAGAGGAGAUUAGGCGGAAGGUUGUUAUGCAAAUGUCUGAGUUGUGGGGCGCGUUUGUUGGAAGCCCAGUCACUACACAGAGUCUGAAGUUUUUCUGGUUGGAAGAGUGUCUCGAUGGGGGUGAGUGUUUUAUUUCUCUUGAUUCUCUCUUUUUAUCGCAAGAUAACAAAACUACAUGCUAACGUUGAACAGAAAAUCUUUUCUGCGCCGGGACGUAUAAGAACAUCAUCAGUCAGAUCGCGGAACCUGCCAAGAAGGAUGCAGACAUAAAACUUUCAACAAAAGUGGUUUGCGUCAAAUCGGGUACUAAAAAUGUUAAACUCCGAACGGUAAAUGGACUCGAACUUGAGUUCGAUGAGGUAGUAAUGACGAAUCCCUUGGGCUGGUUGAAGAUUAACAAAGAUGUCUUUACACCACCGCUACCCCCCAGAUUUUCCCAAGCAAUCGACUCUAUUGGCUAUGGAUCACUAGAAAAGGUGAGCUUUGCGCCUAAUUUGCGAGGUGCUCCUACUGACAUUCCUAUAGGUGUACAUUACGUUUCCUAAAGCUUUUUGGCUAAAAGAAGGCGUGCCAGAUUCAGAUCAGUUUACCAGCUUUACACAAUGGCUAUCCCCUUUCUACGCUGCAGACACAAACCCGGAACUCUGGAGUCAAGAAGCUGUGGAUCUCUCAACGCUCCCGGGAUCAUGUAAACACCCCACAAUGCUCUACUACAUGUACGGUGCGCAAUCUAUUGCCCUCUCCAAUAGCCUCUCCGCUCUCCCCACCGAGCAGGAGAAACAAGAUUACUUGAUCAAAUUCUUCAAACCGUACUUUUCGCGUCUCCCCUCCUACUCUCAAACGUCUCCGGACUGCGUCCCAACUUCUUGUCUCUUCUCAGAUUGGAUUCGCGAUGAAUACGCUGGGUACGGAAGUUACACUACAUUCCGAACGGGUCUAACUGAGGGAGAUAAGGAUAUUGAAAUUAUGAGGGAGGGUUUGCCUGGUAGGAGUCUUUGGUUUGCUGGCGAGCAUACAGCACCUUUCGUUGCGCUGGGCACGGUUACGGGUGCUUACUGGAGUGGUGAAGCGGUGGGAGAGAGGAUUGCGGAAGCGUAUGGAAUGGGACAUGUGGCAAAGGGACGGGUGGGAAGUAUUCCCGACAUGGAUGAUUUGGAUACGACGGGGUUGAAGGAGGUUAACUUUAGGGGGUUUGCGGAUAGUCCUUUGGAGAAGUGA
Messenger RNA from Hymenoscyphus albidus, 1992 nucleotides. Lineage: Eukaryota; Fungi; Ascomycota; Leotiomycetes; Helotiales; Helotiaceae. The record is from the annotation of a GenBank genome assembly.